AUGACGACGACUUUGAAAAUACGUAAUCUUCUUGUAAAUUCUAAAAUCAUUAUCUUGGAUGACAUUCACAUAUCGUCCUUGUCAAGAAGCCAUAGAUCAUUUGUCACCGCUUCAAAACCUCUACGAAAGGAAAACACGGAUGAAAAGGUCGAACAAACAUGUCAAGAGGUAACGGAAGCAGCCGAUGAAGUUAAGGAAGGGUUCACAGAGGUUUCGAAUAUGACAAAAGAAGUAAAAGGAAAACUAUCGGAAGCCAAGGGCAGUUUAGUGAAGAGGGCAAGGGAAAAUGUUGUUGACAUUGCAGCUCAAAAAGCUAAAGAGCAAGUUAUCAAGAAAGUCAAAUGA
Molecule: messenger RNA, 345 nt
Organism: Erigeron canadensis
Lineage: Eukaryota; Viridiplantae; Streptophyta; Magnoliopsida; Asterales; Asteraceae
Exons: 3
Coding region: 1-345 (114 amino acids)
Source: RefSeq, a predicted model, not a curated record